Schizosaccharomyces cryophilus OY26 is the source of this 1070-nucleotide messenger RNA. RefSeq names its product tRNA guanylyltransferase. Lineage: Eukaryota; Fungi; Ascomycota; Schizosaccharomycetes; Schizosaccharomycetales; Schizosaccharomycetaceae. The coding region runs from base 111 to 896 and encodes 261 amino acids. Gene Ontology annotation, biological process: tRNA modification. The transcript has 4 exons. The record is from RefSeq and is a predicted model, not a curated record. Gene Ontology annotation, molecular function: tRNA guanylyltransferase activity; magnesium ion binding.
CAUUAACACCAUUUGACUGAGAGUAAGUAAACAAAACUCACAUAUUCCGCGUAUAAAUCCUGUAUAUAGUAAUAUCUUGGUUCGGUUUUGGGGGUCUCUACUUUUAAAUUAUGGCUAAUUCUCGGUUUGAGUAUGUGAAACAAUACGAGCGAAUGGAUAGACUGUUGCCUGAAACAUAUAUUGUGAUUCGAAUUGAUGGAAAAGGAUUCCACAAAUUUACUAAGAAACAUGAAUUUGAAAAGCCCAACGAUCUUAGGUGCUUGAGUUUGAUGAACGCAGCUGCAAGAGUCGUAAUGUCAGAAUUUACAGACAUCGUAUUGGCAUAUGGAGACAGCGAUGAGUAUAGUUUUGUAUGGUCGAAGAGUACUGAAUUAUAUGAACGGAGAGAAAACAAAUUAGUUUCUCAUGUGUGCUCCUUGUUUACAUCGGCCUUCGUUUUCAAUUGGCCUCAAUAUUUUGAGAUUCCACUCUUGUCUCUUCCAUCCUUCGACGGACGUGCUGUUUUAUAUCCUAAUCUUAGCGUUUUACGGGACUAUCUGAACUGGAGACAGGUCGACUGUCACAUAAAUAAUUUGUAUAAUACUACGUUUUGGGCUUUAAUACAAAAAGGCGGAUUAACAAAUACAAAGGCAGAAGAAUACUUAAAAGGUACUAUAAGUUCUCAAAAGCAUGAAAUUCUCUUUUCUCAAUUUCAUAUAAACUAUAAUAACGAACGUGAAAUUUAUAAGAAAGGUUCAAUCUGGGUACGCGAGCCUGAAGAUGUAUCAGCUCCUUCUAAAAAUCAAAAGUACUCUACUAAACAAAAACGAAAAAUGGGUUUACGAUUACUUCAUGUUAGUAUUAUUGACAAUGAGUUUUGGAAUUCUCGACCCUACCUCACCAUUCUGCUGAACUAAGUCUUAUAUUUUUUAUUAAAAUAACCCAAUGGUGACCUGGCGUUUUCUCUAGUUACUACAAUAGAUGUGCAAAAUUAAUUUAUUGAAGCCAUAGACUUUAUGAUAUAUCAUGCGUUGCUUCUCUAUUAUCAAUUAAAUAUAGAUUAAAUAAUUAAAGUAAAAAAAUAUUAGCGG